UUCACACACCUAUUCUAUAGUGGAUUUGUGCUGUUUCAGCUGGGCUUUGUAUAACAAGGACAAAAAGCCAAGAAUUGCAUAUGCUCACUUACCAAGUAAACUAAGUUUAAUGACUCUUAAACUAAAUAAAUAGGGUGACAACAUUUAAAUUAGUUUACACAAAUUAGAUUACAAAAACAAGUGUCUGCUUUGUCAGUUCACCAUCAUAUGGAAAUAAAUUCAACAUGUGAUGAAUCUCAUAGGAUAUUACACUGAAACCACACAUUAUUUUAAUUAAGCAUUUACUUUCUAAAGACAGAGUAAUAACUUUACAUGCAGCAGCAAUAAAACAAUUACUGUAGGUAAUGUUUCUGUCAAAAAGCAUUUAAAAGAAUGGAAAUAACGAAAAUCUUUUUUGUAGGUGAGAAAGAAAUAAGGGGGUUCUCAGUGGACAACGUAUAAGGCCCCUCAGUUUUUAAUGUGGCACUGCAGACGACAUCCAAGCUGUGUUCCCCAGUAUGAUUACGCAAAAUGACGAGUUGCUUUCCUGGCUGCCGAUUGGAUGCGCUGUUUAAUGGGGCGUGGUGGAGAAUAAAACCAGGAAGUGUCGUUUCUUACAGUAGUAACAAAGUUAGAAUGUAUUUUCGAGAACAAAACAUGAACCAGAAUAAAGUUAAUACGCAUGCAAACUGUAAAUGUGUCAUAAGAGGAGCAAACCCUCCGCUUGUGUGCUUGUUACAGACAAAAUUAGGCUUUGGCCUACAGUUCAAUGACAGAGCCUUCACGGAGAAAUUAAUAGAUUAUUAGAGAUUUGAAAAAUUAAGAUGUGGGUUAUUUGUUGUUGCUAUUCCAGGUAGGCUUCAGCUUUAUAUAUUCUCGCACACCCUUAAUGGUUUCUAUUUUUCUUACGCUGUGUUAAAAUCUACCACCACCUGGGGACUAUUUUUUUAAUAAUAAAAGUAAUAUUUAGGCCAGGACCUGUUGCCUGUAGCCAUGUAUUCGUGCUACGUGAGCUGUCAGAAGGUUGACACCCCACUUUGAUAUUUAUGUUAGCUCCUGUGCAUGUACUGGGUCCACACUGCGAGCUGUGGUUAAAGGAACAGCCAACAAGCCAAAAAAACAUCGCACCCCGGGAGCUACCGAGAGGACGGUAGCAUGAUAGUCGUGGAGGGGAAUCGGCAGGAAGAGGGCCCGUAUCUGCAUUUCACUUCGCCUACACCAAGUUCAUUGAGUCGGUAACCAGCGUCCCGACAUGGGGAAGGAGGUAAAUGGUGUUUCCCGGAGCCGGUUUGAGAUGUUCACAAACAGUGAUGAGGCGGUCAUCAAUAAGAAGUUGCCUAAGGAGCUGUUGCUACGAAUCUUCUCCUUUCUGGAUGUGGUGACACUCUGUCGCUGUGCCCAGGUCUCACGGUCCUGGAAUGUUCUGGCCUUGGAUGGCAGCAACUGGCAACGGAUCGACCUCUUUGACUUUCAGAGGGACAUCGAGGGCCGGGUGGUGGAGAACAUUUCAAAGCGAUGUGGAGGGUUCCUUAGGAAGCUGAGCCUGCGGGGUUGUCUGGGUGUGGGUGACAGCGCCCUGAGGACUUUCUCUCAGAACUGCAGAAACAUCGAGCUGCUUAGUCUGAAUGGCUGCACCAAGAUUACUGACAGCACGUGUAACAGCCUCAGUAAGUUCUGUCCAAAGCUGAAGCACCUGGACCUUGCCUCCUGUACCUCAAUCACCAACCUGUCACUCAAAGCUCUCAGUGAGGGUUGUCCCCUGCUGGAGCAGCUCAACAUCUCCUGGUGUGAUCAGGUCACCAAGGAUGGCAUACAGGCCCUGGUGCGUUGCUGUCCUGGACUUAAAGGCCUUUUCCUCAAGGGAUGCACACAGCUAGAGGACGAGGCUCUGAAGCAUAUCGGGGCUCACUGUCCAGAGCUGGUCACACUCAACUUGCAGACAUGCUCACAGAUCACAGAUGAGGGUCUCAUCACAAUUUGCCGGGGUUGUCACCGCCUGCAGUCUCUGUGUGUGUCGGGCUGUGCCAAUAUCACAGACGCCAUCCUGCACGCUCUGGGACAGAACUGCCCCCGCCUCAGAAUAUUAGAAGUGGCUCGCUGCUCUCAGCUUACAGAUGUGGGCUUCACUACAUUAGCAAGGAAUUGUCAUGAACUUGAGAAGAUGGAUUUAGAAGAAUGUGUGCAGAUCACAGAUGGAACACUCAUCCAGCUGUCUAUCCACUGCCCUCGUUUGCAAGUCCUGAGUCUGUCUCACUGUGAGCUGAUCACCGAUGACGGCAUCAGACACCUCGGCAGCGGCCCCUGCGCUCACGACCGUCUGGAGGUGAUUGAGCUGGACAACUGCCCCCUGAUCACCGAUGCCUCACUGGAGCACCUGAAGAGCUGCCAUAGUCUGGAUCGCAUCGAGCUCUACGACUGCCAGCAGAUCACCCGCGCAGGCAUCAAGAGACUAAGGACCCAUCUGCCUAACAUCAAAGUGCAUGCAUACUUUGCUCCCGUCACUCCGCCCCCCUCCGUCGGGGGCAGCCGUCAGAGGUUUUGCCGCUGCUGCGUCCUGCUAUGAUGUAAAGACAACAACCCCCCCCUCCUCUCCCUGUGUCCCUCGUACACGCUCCCCGCAGCCCGUCACUUGACCCCUGACCUGCUGUCUCCCUCCCGGCGCCCUGUCAUAGAGUACGUGCUGGUGUAUGUCCCCUUCCCUUUGGAGCUGCAGAGAGAGGGAGAGAGCCAAAACACACUACACGGUCUUGGGUAACUUUCCCCCAGAAAACAUUCCCGAAUCUCUCCACCGCACACGGACAGCUCAUACACAACAGGCUUUCUGAUAUGCACACACAGAUUAACUCUCAGAAGAAUAUCAGAACAUUCCUGGUCAGUGGACAAACCAGUAUUACAAGAGGGUUGUGUAAAAAUCAGAUGUGAUCAUCACUGUUAAGGGAUUUAACUCUUCAUCAAAUUGUGUAUUUGAGGGGAGUGACGCAAUUCAGUUAUUUAGCACUUUUAGACAGAUUACAGUCGCAGCCUUUAAACAGAAUAUUGAAAAGGUUAAAAAAAAAAAUCCCUCUAACUUCUCACACAUAUUUCCCUCGCCAUUGAAGGUCACUUAACAGCUACCUCUAGACGGGAACUGCACUCGAGUAAGACCUGUUUAGCUUCGCUCUGCAAGCUGUUUAUUUCAAGAAGGGGCAGCGAUGCAGCCGAUAAACUGCAGACACCCCCGACACACACACAGGACGCAGCAGAAAGCCUUUUUUGUGUGAUUAAAAAAAAACAAACUUGCAGCUAUUUGCACUUAUCGUAAAGCAAUGAUGAGACACUUUACAAAGACAACCAUCUCAGAAUUUAAGACUGGCAUCGUACUAACAACACACACACAAGUCUUCACGCACACACUGAGCUUGCACCACCUGUACCCUCACCUCUCUCUGUCUCUCUGUUACAAUCAGAAGCUUCAAUAUACUGAAGAGAAAAAAAAGAAGAGAAAGUUUAAUAUUUUUCUAAACAAAAAAAAAAAAAAGGACACCAAUUCAGA
This is a messenger RNA of Epinephelus lanceolatus (giant grouper), 3511 nucleotides long. Lineage: Eukaryota; Metazoa; Chordata; Actinopteri; Perciformes; Serranidae. The record is from RefSeq and is a predicted model, not a curated record.